This is a messenger RNA of Plasmodium coatneyi, 1620 nucleotides long. Its product is annotated as Autoantigen ngp-1. The record is from RefSeq and is a predicted model, not a curated record. The transcript has a single exon. Gene Ontology annotation, cellular component: nucleolus. NCBI's taxonomy places the organism in Eukaryota, Apicomplexa, Aconoidasida, Haemosporida, Plasmodiidae. Gene Ontology annotation, molecular function: GTP binding. Bases 1 to 1620 code for a protein of 539 amino acids.
AUGAUUAAGAAGGGGAGCCUGAAGCUGAGGAGCCUGAAAAUCGGGCGCAGCUCCGUGGGGAACGUAAAAGUGGAUGGAAAAUCCAUCUGUAAAGAUGACGCCAAGAGGAAGAAUGACGAGAAGCAAAAGAGGCUCAAAAUGUACAGGACGAAGGCAAACUUGAAAAAAAUGAAUGCCAAGAUAAAUGAGGUCAGGAGGAUUGAGCCAAACAUAAAGUGGUUUAACAAUACCAGGACCAUUAGUCAGAGUAAGUUGGAAAUUUUCAGGGACAAAAUGGAGGAAGCUACACAUGACCCGUUCAGCGUGGUCAUUAAGAGGUCCAAAAUUCCGGUUGAGUUGCUCAGAGGAGGGGGGAAUAAUGUCGUUGGGGGUAGUGGAAAUGGAUUGGUCUGCCCCCCCCAGUUUGAAAAGAAAAAGCAUCAGAGUGAGAGCUUCCUCAGGAUGGAAAACUUCCAGGACGUGUACGGGAAGAAGAAAAAAAGGAAAAGGCCCAAAUUAAAUGUCACCAGUUUGGAAGAACUGGCAGAUGAUGCGAAAAAGAAGUUAACUAACUACGAGGCGGAAAAGGACAACUCACUAAUCGAAUCGAGGAACAAAGAAGUGGAGAAAAAAUUCAGUAAAGAUCAGUUACUAAAAAUUGGACAGUCGAAAAGAAUAUGGACUGAGCUGUACAAAGUGAUUGACAGCUCGGAUAUCAUUUUGGAGGUUCUAGAUGCACGUGAUCCCAUAGGAACUAGAUGCAGAAGGUUGGAGGAAAAUUUAAAAAAAGACAGACCAAAUAAACACAUCAUCCUUAUCAUAAAUAAAGUAGACUUAGUACCAACCAGUGUAGCUCAAAAAUGGAUAAAAAUUUUAUCCAAGGAAUAUCCAACCAUUGCUUACCACGCUAGUAUAAAUAAGCCAUUUGGCAAAAGUGACCUCUUCAAUGUGAUUAGGCAGUACACGCAGUUCUUUCAAAACCAGAGAAAGAAACACAUUCACAUAGGUCUGAUUGGCUACCCCAAUGUAGGGAAGAGUGCCAUCAUCAAUUCAUUAAAAAAAAAAGUUGUCUGUAUUUCUGCCUGUCUACCUGGGCAGACCAAAUAUUGGCAGUUCAUAAAAUUGACCAGCAAAAUCUACCUCAUAGAUUGCCCAGGAAUUGUACCCUACGAUAUUGACGAUUCGGAUAAAAUACUUAGAUGCACCAUGAGGCUGGAAAAAAUCACCAACCCACACUUCUAUAUUGAUGACGUCUUCAAACUGGUCGACAGGGAACACCUCCUUCGCAUCUACAAGCUGCCUGAAGACUUGCAAUUCAGUAGCACGGAGGAGUUCCUAGAAAUAUUGGCUAGAAAAAUGGGCAAGCUGCUUAAGGGAGGAGAGCCAGAUAUCACCUCCGUGUCGAAGAUCAUCCUUAACGACUGGAUCAAGGGCAAGAUCCCCUACUACGUGGAUCCAGACGGGGCAGGACACACAACAAAAGAAUUGAUGCCAGAGUCAGGCGAGAAGGAAGAAUUGGCAGCAGAGUCGGACAAGGAAGAAAAAUUGGCUGAAGAGUCGGACAAGGAAGAAGAGUUAGUUGAAGAGGAAGAAUUGGCAACCGAUGGGGUGACCAACAAUGUCACCACCGAGGAGUGCUAG